This is a messenger RNA of Gracilinanus agilis (Agile Gracile Mouse Opossum), 3386 nucleotides long. It is a transcript of the gene ZNF263, whose product is annotated as zinc finger protein 263. The transcript is spliced from 8 exons. The record is from RefSeq and is a predicted model, not a curated record. Gene Ontology annotation, molecular function: RNA polymerase II cis-regulatory region sequence-specific DNA binding; DNA-binding transcription factor activity, RNA polymerase II-specific. NCBI's taxonomy places the organism in Eukaryota, Metazoa, Chordata, Mammalia, Didelphimorphia, Didelphidae. Gene Ontology annotation, biological process: regulation of transcription by RNA polymerase II.
GAGGAACAGAAGGUCUUCCUCGUCGGGGUCUUAGUGGGGCUCUUGGGGACAAGUAAGACUUUACUUGAGCAUUCCUGUCCAGGAACCAAUCCGAAGAGAACCGUCAAGAAACUUUGAGUAGAGCCUGAGGCUAGACCCUAAGCUGAAUGAUGACUUCAGCUGUGGGCUGCCAGGCUUCAGCUUCACUGGAGCAGGAAGGGCUCCUGAUAGUUAAGCUGGAGGAAGACUGUACUUGGGGGCAAGAAAUCUCCGUUCAAAAUCCUGGAACCAACCCUGAGACCUCCCACCAGUGCUUCAGACAUUUCCGAUACCAACAGGCAACUGGACCUCGAGAGGCGUUUAGCCAUCUCCAAGAGCUUUGCCAUCAUUGGCUGAGGCCGGAGGUACACUCUAAGGAGCAGAUCCUAGACUUGCUAGUGCUGGAGCAGUUUUUGACCAUCCUACCUGGGGACAUCCAGACCAGGGUGCGGGAGCAACAUCCACAGAAUGGAGAAGAGGCAGUGACUUUAGUAGAGGAAUUGCAAAGAGAACAUGGAAGAUGCAGGCAACAGGUUACAAUCCAUGGGCGGGGACAGGCAGUGCCUUUGGAGGAGACCUCGCUCCUGGGAGCAGCACAGGAACCACCGAACUUCAAGCUGGAGCCAUCGGAGACUGAGCAGAGCCCUUGCCUUGGACUACAGGACCUGCUGGGCCCUGGCCCUAAAGGGGGGGCCCAACCCCUAAAGGAGAGGGCAUCAUCCACUCCCUGGGUUUCUCUCCUUCCUUCAAAGGCAGAAAGCACUGAAGACAAAGAGACAACAGGGUCCCAGUUGCCUGUGACCUUUGAGGAUGUGACAGUGUACCUCUCCCAGGAAGAGUGGGGGCAUCAGGAACCUAAUAAGAAGGCCCUUUCCAGGGAAGUCAUACAGGAGAAUUAUGAGAAUGUGGUCGCAUUAGAAUCUCAAAUUCCCAAUCAGGACCCAGUCACCCAAAUAGAACAAGAGGAAAAGUCAUGGGAUCCCAAUCUCCAGAGUGCUAAGGAACAAGGGAUCUCCAAAAUCCCUUAUAUAGCUUUCUUUCCCUGUGGUCCAGAAUGAAACUCUUUGGGUUUUUCCUUUAUUCCAACAGAAGAGAAGAAAGAAAACAAGGCAGGGAAUUCUCCUUCUGAACGUUUUGAUGAAGAGCAGCCUCAAGAAAUACCCUCUGGACAUUCAGAAAUAGAAGUUCCCUGGAGUCCUGAGCAGGGAAAAUCAGAAGGACAGUGGAAUCCUUCUCCAGAGGAGAAACUGGGAAAACCCACAGCUUGGGCAUUGGGUUGCAGUGAAUUAAUAAGACCAAAGAAAUCUCAGCCAGGAGAGAAACUAUAUAAAUGUCCAGUGUGUGAAAAAAAUUUCUCUAACAACUCAAAUCUUAUUAGACAUCAGAGAACCCAUACAACAGAGAGACUCUGUAUGGGUUUAGAGUGUGGGGAAAUUUUUGGUGGGAACCCACAUUUUAUUCCUCCCCAUAGAGUACAUCUGGGAGAAGAAGCCCACAAGUGCCUUGAGUGUGGGAAAAGCUUCAGUCAGAACACACACCUGACUAGACAUCAGCGUACCCAUACAGGUGAGAAGCCCUAUCAGUGUAAUGUGUGUGGGAAAAGCUUCUCUUGCAACUCAAACCUUCACCGGCAUCAGAGAACCCAUACUGGUGAGAAACCCUACAAGUGCCCUGAGUGUGGAGAAAUUUUUUCUCAUAGUUCUAACCUCAUUAGACACCAGAGAAUUCACACAGGAGAGAGACCCUAUAAAUGCUCUGAAUGUGGGAAAGGAUUCUCUCGAAGCUCACAUCUUGUCAUACAUGAGAGAACCCAUGAGAGAGAAAGAUUUUACCCUUUCUCUGAAUGUGGGGGAACAGUAAGUAACAGUACAACAUUUAUCACAAAUCAUGGAACCCAGAGAGGAGAGAAGAAACUCUUUAAAUGUUUGACAUGUGGGAAAAGCUUCAGGCAAGGUAUGCAUCUCACCAGACACCAGAGAAUACACACUGGAGAAAAACCUUAUAAAUGUCCUUUGUGUGGAGAAAACUUCUCUCACAGCUCCAACCUCAUUAGGCAUCAGAGAAUCCACACAGGAGAGAAGCCCUAUACUUGUCAUGAAUGUGGGGACAGUUUUUCUCAUAGCUCUAAUCGGAUUCGACAUCUGAGAACCCACACUGGAGAGAGGCCCUAUAAAUGUUCUCAGUGUGGAGAAAGCUUUUCUCGAAGUUCUCGUCUUAUGAGUCACCAGAGAACUCACACAGGCUAGAAAUGGUUUGCAAUUUUGACAUAGCCAGAUUAGCAGAAGAACUUUUAUUUGCAAUUGGUCUUCCCUGUCUCAGCAGACAGAUCUCUACUUUGAAGAAGUUGCUUCAGAGAAUUACUUUGCCAGUAGGGAAAAUUUUGCCCAGCGAAGCUGAGAUAGCCUCAAGCUGUGAAAAGACAUUCCUGCUUCUUCUCCAGAGCCUGGGGGCAACAGGGAGAGCAGCAAAUGCAGUCUAUAGUGACCCCCUCAGAGAAGAAUUCUGUGAGAGACACAGCUGGAACAUUUGGGCCACAUGAGGCUCUGAAGCUUUCCUGGAAGGCACUGGCUCUAAUUUUAGUUUGAGAAAAACAUGAACAACCCAAGACAAUGAUCACAGCACCAUUUCAUCUAAUAAGAAUGACCACUGGAAGGGGACUUUUGUGAAUUGGUUCAAAAGAGAGAGUUGGUAGUCCAAAAACCAAAGGGAAACAGCAUCAUGGAAGUUUCAGGUCAGUGAGAGAAAUAGUAAAGGAUGUGGAAGUCUGGAUCAGCCUAUUUUCUGCAGGGAUUCUUAAGCUAUUCUAUUACAACAUAGUUGUGGUAGAGGAAGAGCCAUGCAGGAGAAAAGCCCUAUAUUGUUCAAGAGUUCCUGAAUCUAAUUGGCUUUUUCUGGGUAAGGUGUCCAGAAGCAUGAGUCUGGGUUCACCAAGACAAGAAGACUUAAUAGUACGGGUAUAUUGAGAGUCCUGGGGGAUAAAGAUCAGAGGAUAUGGACUGAUUCUUCCCUACUUCUCUGAAGUUGUCCAAAUUAAGUCAUGGAGCAUCAUAGCUCCUAUUGAAAAUGCAUUAGAAUGAUCAAUAUUAAAGGACCAUAAACCUACAUGACUUACAGUAAUGCCCCUCCCCCAACCCCAGUAUUGUUCUGCUUCCUUUGCCUUGCUUUGGGCUAAUGAAUCUUUCUUUGUAUUGUCUUUUUAGACUGAUCUGGAAAGUUCUGAUAAAAAUCCUAGCUAUUGGAUUGAUUCUAUGUCCACGACUAGUAUAUACUAGGCUAGAACAAUUACAGAGGUCCAUGUGUAGGUCCAAUACCUGUCUUGCUCACACUGGACUUAUACAAAGCCUUUAAAAGGAAUGUUUUUGCCUUCU